Rosa rugosa (rugosa rose) is the source of this 852-nucleotide messenger RNA. RefSeq names its product ADP,ATP carrier protein 1, mitochondrial-like. Gene Ontology annotation, molecular function: ATP:ADP antiporter activity. The record is from RefSeq and is a predicted model, not a curated record. The transcript has a single exon. Bases 1 to 852 code for a protein of 283 amino acids. Gene Ontology annotation, cellular component: mitochondrial inner membrane. Lineage: Eukaryota; Viridiplantae; Streptophyta; Magnoliopsida; Rosales; Rosaceae. Gene Ontology annotation, biological process: mitochondrial ATP transmembrane transport; mitochondrial ADP transmembrane transport.
AUGAACGCAACGAAAAAGAAAUAUUAUGCCGAUUUUCGGGAGGCUGAGCUUAUCGGAGUUAUAUCUGCUGCUAUUGUGAAAACAGCUAGUGCUCCAAUUGACCGUGUCAAAAUACUAAUACAGAAUCAGAAUGAGUUGAUCAUGAAUGGUCGGCUUUCAGAACCAUACAAGGGGAUAAAAGAUUGCUUUGGCCGGAUUAUCAAGGAUGAGGGUGUCAGCACUCUGUGGAGAGGAAACACUGCUAACGUUAUCAGAUACCUUCCUAGCCAAGUGUUAACCAUUGGCUUCAACCAUUAUUACAAGGUUCUUUUCAGCUGUGAUAAUCAUCUUGUGGGGAACCUAGUAUCAGGUGCUGCUGCUGGUUCUUCGUCUCUUUUUUCGUUGUAUUCUCUCGACUAUGUAAGAACACGUUUGGCAAGUGACAUCAAGGCCACAAAGGGCGGUCAGAGACAGUUUCAGGGUUUGAUUGAUGUCUACAGAACAGCCGGUUUUCAAGGCACAUACCGGGGAUUCAAUAUCUCUUUUGCUGGGGCUGCUGUGUACCGCGGCCUCUACUUUGGACUAUACGAUUCUUUGAGACCUCACCUUGCUGAUAGGGCUAAUUUCUUUUCUUGUUUCUUGCUGGGAUGGGGAGUUUUCACGACUGCUGGAUUGGCAUCGUACCCCAUUGACACAGUGCGAAGAAGGAUGAUGAUGACCUCGGCAAUUUCAGAGAAUGCUGCUUUUGCUACAUUUAGGAGAAUCAUAAGAGAUGAAGGUGUUAAGUCUCUGUACAAGGGUGCCGGGGCAAACGUAUUACGCGGUGUUGCAGGUGCUCUUAUGCUUGCUGUCAUGCUGUGUAUGACAAGCUAA